CUCACGUAGAAGAAGUAAAACAGGCAUCCUAGCAUUAGCCGCAGCCUCGGUUGCUUGUAGGUGAUUUAGGUUUAAAACAGCGAAUAGGACAUAUUUUGCCAACAGGGCCAUGUCUGACACAGAAACGAAACCAUCGACAACUGAUGGAGGGGACAAGAAAGACGGUGGAGAGUACAUUAAAUUGAAAGUAAUUGGUCAGGAUAACAGCGAGAUUCACUUCAAAGUGAAGAUGACGACAUCGCUGAAGAAGUUGAAAGAGUCCUACAGUAAAAGACAGGGUGUACAGCCGGACAUGCUGAGGUUUCUCUUUGAGGGCCAGAGAAUCUCAGACCACCAAACUCCCAAAGAGCUGGGAAUGGAAGAUGAAGACGUAAUUGAAGUCUACCAGGAACAGACCGGGGGCCUACGGAUGAAUUAAUCUGUCUCUGGUCGCUUUGAAACACAUUUCCUGUUUUAUUGGUUGUUAUUUUUUUUUAUAUAUAUAUUUUGAUAAGUGAUUAAAUCACACUACUCUCUUUAGUUUGGCUUGUCUGAAUGGCAGCAGAAAGGUAGGCGUUAGGUGUCUCGGACAGCAGGGCCUUGUUUCAUUACAGGAACCUUGCACCCUCCCAACCCUGACGUUAGAUGUUAUGAUCCUAUCUUAAAAGUGGACCGUGGGUCUUGCUGUAAAGCGUUCAGUGUUACAUUCUUGACCUCUGACCUUUUGGAAUGGUUUGUGUUCUGUUUGUUCUUCACCCCUGAAAUCCGUCAGAAUUUUGCUACUUUUAAGGUACACUUUCCAAGGAUGCAAGUGUGAGUAGUAAAACAAUGGUCAUGCAUCUUGAGGCAGGUUAGAGAGGAGAUUUUGGAGGAUAUAAACAUCAGACUACCUCCUUUGGGGGUUUCUUUCCCCACCAUUUUACCAGUCAGUUUCUGAACUUUGUCUCAGUACAGUGACUGCGAGUAGAAUUUUGUAUUUCAGCUUAAGUAUGCUCCAAAGUAUACUGUACUCCCUCACUGACUUCUAAUCAAGGCUGUCUAGUAUACUUCCUCACAGUCUGUUAUGGAAAGCUGGCUAAAGACAAGCCUCCCUGCUCCCGUUGAGUCCAAAUUGCCAUACCCUAAUCAUGCUGAUUCUGUGAAUUAGUAUUGCCAUCGUAUUUUCUUUCCUUCCUUCCUGGUCUGGGUUUUGUUUACUCUCUCUUUUUUGUUUGUUUGUAAUUUUGUCCCCUGUAGCUGGUUAGGAUUAAUGGAUGUUGACAGUAGCACACUCAUCAGGGACUGUUGGCUAGACGCUCACCUGAACCAGAACGAUACCAGUUAAGCACCCAGGUCACUUGAACCUCACGCUGUCUAUAUGUCUGCACAUAGAAAUAUGUAAUCAGUUACCAUUGUGGUCCUUUACGACAUAUUUGUUUUAAACUAAUUCAAUUCAUGAAGACACGCAUUAUUUCAAAUUUCAUAAAGAACAUAUUAGUCUCUUUGUUUUCCAUUGAUAAUUGUAAAUAUACAUUCCCGCAUUCCCGGUGGAAUGUUGUGCAGCACCUCGGAAAAUUCAGAACUUUUCACAAGCUUCCGUUCUCCUUUUAGCAUAGUGAAGGCUUAUCUCUGCUGUCACUACAAUCACUUUGCCUCAGUAAAUCACAUGUACUAUUGUAUACAAGAAAGUAUUUUCUGAAAGCAAAAAUCAAACAAUUGUUACCCAGCUUGUAUAUUUUGUAUAUUCUUUCACUGUUUUAUUAUUUUUUACUGGAUCAUUACGACAUACUUCUUUUUAAGUUGUUUGUUUUUGUUUUUUGAAAGUAUGAGAAUAAGUUGCCCUGUUUUAAGAUUCUAGGUUUUUCAUCUCAGGAAUCAAGAUUGAGUUAUUUAAAAAAAAAAAAAAAAAAAAAAAGCAAGCUGUCUGGCUGUGAUGAACCAUGGUUCACUCUGGCAGGCCAUAAUACGUCCACUUUCUGGGUUACCAUGGUGAGUCAAGCACACAGCUAUAGCGGAAGUGAACAUAGAAGUCGGAAUGACCGUGGUGUACAUUAGGUUAGAAAACACUUUUUAAAGAAAAAUAAAAAUACUGAACAGA
Messenger RNA from Sardina pilchardus (European sardine), 2056 nucleotides. Its product is annotated as small ubiquitin-related modifier 1-like. The transcript has 5 exons. The coding region runs from base 110 to 418 and encodes 102 amino acids. The record is from RefSeq and is a predicted model, not a curated record. Gene Ontology annotation, biological process: protein sumoylation. NCBI's taxonomy places the organism in Eukaryota, Metazoa, Chordata, Actinopteri, Clupeiformes, Clupeidae. Gene Ontology annotation, molecular function: protein tag activity; ubiquitin-like protein ligase binding. Gene Ontology annotation, cellular component: PML body; nucleus.